Myotis lucifugus (little brown bat) is the source of this 1354-nucleotide messenger RNA. RefSeq names its product eva-1 homolog C (gene EVA1C). The record is from RefSeq and is a predicted model, not a curated record. Lineage: Eukaryota; Metazoa; Chordata; Mammalia; Chiroptera; Vespertilionidae.
UUAACGCUCUUCCUGGCUUAGUCUUUGUUUGAUUUUUGUUUUGUUUUGUUAAUCCUCACCUGAGGGUAUUUUUUCCCCAUUGAUUUUUAGAGAGAGAGGAAGGGAGGGAGAGAGGGAGGGGAAGAGAGAGGCAGGGAGAGAGAGAGAGAGAAACAUCCAUGUAAGAGACACAUCGACUGGUUGCCUCCUGCAUGCGCCCUGAUGGGGCCGGGGCUCUAACCUUCCAGCCAGGUUCGUGCCCCUGACUGGGAAUGGAACCCAUGACCCUCUGGUGCGCGGGCCGACGCUCCAACCACUGGGCCACACGGGCCGGGCGGCGUGGAGGUCUGUGGCGGCUGCGCCUCACCGUCUGCACUUGUUAUGACACAGGUGUCAACGCCGACCCCAGCGAGUCGCGGGUCCCGAGGAAGGACGGGGUCCUCGUCAGCAGCUCCCUGGCAGCCUUCGCCUACAUCCGAGCCCACCCCGACAGGGCCGCCCUGCUGUUCGUGUCCAGCGUCUGCGUUGGCCUGGCCCUCACGCUGUGCGCCCUGGUCGCCCGAGUGUCCUGCGCCAGGGACCUGCGGGCGCUGCGGGGGGCGCGGGAGCCCCUGGUGGCCGGAAGCGACGGGGCCUCGGAGGACAGCGAGGACGCAGAGGGGAGCGAGCACUCCUCCGCCUCCAGCUUCCCCAGGGAGCUGUCGGGGCUCCGCAGGACUCCGUACCCCGCGUACACGUCCAUCGAGGUCGCGGAGCUGGCGGAGAGGAUCGAGCGCAGGGAGCAGAUCAUCCAGGAAAUAUGGAUGAACAGCGGCCUGGACGCCUCGGUGCGCGGAGCGCGGGCCCCUUCUACUGAGCACAGCGCCUCGCUGCCCCUUGACGUGCCCGACCUAAGCGGGCAGCGCCGGCCCCGGUCUGGCUCACUCGUACCUUCUGUGAAGGAGACUCUGUGGUGUCACCUGGACCCGGGGAAGCCGGACGUGACCACAGGACCUUCCCGGUGUCCGCAGCACAUGCCUCAUAAACCGGAGGCGGCUUCGAUUUCCGUAUUUAUUGAGGUUCCCGUCUACACGGUGACACGAUUACCGUUCACACUGAUGGAGCGAUCACACCGCCUGUCCCCACGCUUUCCUGGUGCCGUCACCACGCCCACGGCGACCGCAGGCACGGCCACCGUCCAGCCAAGCAGCUGCACUGGCACCAGGACGCACGCGGUCACCGCUGGCGGGUUUUAAAAAUAUAUUUUUAUUGAUUUCAGAGAAGAAGGGAGAGGGAGAGAGAGAAACAUCGAUGAUGAGAGAGAACCGUGGAUUGGCUGCCUCCUGCACGGCCUGUGCCCUGACCGGGAAUCGAACCUGACCUGGUUCGUAGGUGG